Messenger RNA from Xenopus laevis (African clawed frog), 879 nucleotides. RefSeq names its product RING finger protein 227 (gene rnf227.L). The transcript has 2 exons. The record is from RefSeq and is a predicted model, not a curated record. Bases 62 to 418 code for a protein of 118 amino acids. NCBI's taxonomy places the organism in Eukaryota, Metazoa, Chordata, Amphibia, Anura, Pipidae.
AUGAGCGGGAAGCGAGGCUCAGGUUCCAUCAAUUCUCACACACACGGACAGACAGACGGAUAUGGAUCAGGCACCAGAGUUUCCCUCAGUAACAAACAUGGAGGAGUGCGGCAUCUGUUACCUCGACUUCGGUGCGGGCAGGAAAGCGCAGUCGUUGGCUGCCUGUGGGCACGUGAUGUGUACGAGCUGUCUGCAACACCUGCUGGGCAAGGGCAGCACCGUGACCUGUCCCUACUGCCGCGCUCCUUCCACGUUGCCUAGCGACGACGAGGACGGCUCCUCUGUGGGGUCAGAAAAGGGUCGAGGCCCCAGGAGCUGGUUUAAGAGAUUGUACAAGAAUUCCAGGCGUCGUCACCAAGACAACCUUGCGCAGGAUGACCUCAGACACUUGGCCAUAAUGAGCUCCUACUUCUUCUGAGAAUAUUCCGGACAUGAGAAAAGUCCACUUUCCUUCCGAGACCAUGGAGACGGCACAUUCCUGUUUGGGCCUUAAUCUUCAUCCACUGCUGGGACAUGUGAUUCCUAAUGGUGGGAGGAGCCAAGUGAUUACUUGGUGGCAUCUCAGUAACAUUCCAGUGGCUUCUGUAGGUCCAUGCAGUGCAUUCUGGGACAAUGGGACCUUUACUUCCACCGCUGGCGGUGACUGGUUUAUUUAUAUUAUUAUGAAGCUCUGUCUGUUGUCACAGUGCUAUGUGCACAUUCUUAUUAUUAUUAUUAGUGAUAAGUGAUUGUAAUAAGAUAUUAUUAUUAUCAUUGGCGAGCUUGAGAAAUCGAGCGCAAGCCUCUGAGGUUGGACAGGGCACAUAUCUAAUGUACCUACUCAAAUACACUCGUCAAUAGGCUUCUGUGUUGAGUGAAAUAAAGCUGUUUUGUAUAUGA